Messenger RNA from Racocetra persica, 460 nucleotides. NCBI's taxonomy places the organism in Eukaryota, Fungi, Glomeromycota, Glomeromycetes, Diversisporales, Gigasporaceae. The record is from the annotation of a GenBank genome assembly.
AAUAUAAUUGAUGAGGAUUGGUUCACUGAACAGAAGAGACAAGUUGAUUAUGAGCUUAGCGAAGAGUUGAAACCCUACCUUAAGAGAGAAAGAUUCAACAAAAUAUCCAAACUCACCAUCGAUGAAGGAAAGAAACUUGUUAGACUAUGUAAUCUAGAGCCUAAGUUGCUUAAGAAGAUCAACCAUAGAAGAAGAAUAUUUAGUACCACCGAAAACCCGAUCCAUGACCAUAUUGUUGCUAGUAGAUACUUUAAAGAACUGGCUGAUGAUAAAAGUUCCAAACUGCGAUUGCAAGCAGCGGAAGCAUAUGCUAACAUUAUACGUAUUAAGGCUAUGGAUAGACUAGGUGGGCCCAACGAAGUACUUCCAUAUCUGGAAAUCGCAAUCGAUCUUAAAAAAGCAGAUAUUUAUUUUGCUAUCUACUCAGUAUAUGCUGAAUUGGGUAGAGAGGAUAAUGCCA